AUGUUUCGUUUAAAUAAAAGUGUCAUAAAAUCAGUGACUGGACGGAGAUUUUUCACUGUUGUUGGAUGGGACAGAUCUGUGACCGAACGAGCUAAAAUUUUACAGGGUCUCAACGUAGACAAGCGAAACCUAGCGAGUGCUGAACGAAAACAAAGGACGUUUACAGACAGAUCACAGCUCAAGUAUGCAAGGCGACUGGUCAUCAAGCUUGGUAGCGCUGUUAUUACUAGAGAAGAUGGAAAUGGUUUGGCUUUGGGUAGAUUGGCAUCGAUUAUUGAACAGGUAGCUGAAUGUCAUCAUGAAGGACGGGAAUGCAUUAUGGUGUCGAGCGGAGCUGUGGCGUUCGGGAGACAGAAGCUGACACAAGAGCUACUUAUGUCGCUCUCGAUGAGAGAGACUUUGUCUCCAAGCGAUCAUACUAGAGAGGAUGCGGGUAGUAUCUUGGACCCCAGAGCAGCGGCAGCUGUGGGACAAUCGGAACUCAUGGCAAUGUACGACGCCAUGUUUUCACAGUACAAUGUUAAAAUUGCGCAGGUACUGGUGACAAAGCCAGAUUUUUAUAACGAAGAAACAAAAAAGAAUUUAUUCUGCACGUUAUCGGAAUUAAUAUCUUUGAACAUAGUGCCUAUUGUGAACACUAACGACGCUGUCAGCCCACCUAUGUAUAUUCACGAUGACACUGUUGUACCGGGAACUGGAAAAAAGGGAUUGGGUAUUAAAGACAAUGAUAGCCUAUCAGCGUUGUUGGCAGCUGAGAUUCAGUCAGAUCUGCUAAUUAUGAUGUCUGACGUCGAUGGCAUUUAUAAUAAACCUCCAUGGGAAGACGGUGCUCGAAUGAUGCACACAUACACUUCAAAGGAAAAGGAUCAAGUACAAUUUGGACAGAAAUCUAAGGUUGGUACGGGAGGGAUGGACUCAAAAGUUAACGCAGCUACAUGGGCCAUGGCUCGCGGGGUCAGUGUGGUUAUUUGCAAUGGUAUGCAAGAAAAAGCUAUAAAGACUAUCAUAAGCGGUAGGAAAGUUGGAACUUUCUUCACGGACUGUGCGACUACUUCUCCGACUUCAGUUGACGUUUUGGCCGAAAAUGCACGGACAGGUAGCAGAGUUCUCCAAACACUAUCUGCCGCAGAUAGAGCAUCUGCCAUUUAUGCAUUGGCUGAUAAACUAGUAGAAAAACAAGAUCUUAUUUUAGAAGCGAAUUCAAAAGACUUAGAAAAGGCAACCAAAGAAGGCCUUGCCGCACCACUACUCAGUAGAUUAUCACUAAGCCCUAGUAAACUGAAAACUUUAUCCAUUGGUCUCAAACAAAUUGCUGACUCCAGUCAUGAAAAUGUUGGAAGGGUUUUAAGGAAGACAAAGCUAGCAGAGAAUUUAGUACUUCGACAAGUGACAGUUCCUAUUGGUGUACUUUUAGUCAUAUUUGAAUCUAGACCAGAUUCAUUACCGCAAGUAGCUGCCUUAGCUAUUGCUUCAGGUAAUGGCCUACUUCUAAAGGGUGGCAAAGAAGCUGCUAAUUCGAAUAAAGCCCUUAUAGAACUAGUUAAAGAAUCUCUUAGAACAGUCGGCGCUGACGACGCUAUUUCUCUUGUGUCCACUAGAGAAGAAAUAAGUGAUCUGUUGUGCAUGGAGAAUCACAUCGAUUUAAUAAUUCCACGUGGAUCAUCUGAGUUAGUUAGAAGUAUACAAAAACAAUCACAACAUAUCCCAGUCUUAGGCCAUGCUGAAGGUAUUUGUCAUGUUUACGUAGAUAAAGAUGCAGAUCAUUUAAAAGCUUUAAAGAUUGUUCGUGAUUCAAAGUGCGACUAUCCAGCUGCGUGCAAUGCUAUGGAAACUCUUCUUAUUCAUGAAGAUCACGUUCCUGGAACUCUUUUCAACGAUAUUUGUAACAUGCUAAAGAAGGAAGGUGUUAAAAUCCAUGCGGGACCGAAAUUGUCUUCUCAGUUGACAUUUGGCCCACCUGCAGCAAGGAGUAUGAAAUUUGAAUACGGAGCUAUGGAAUGUUGCAUUGAGAUUGUUCAGGAUAUGGAUGGUGCCAUAGACCAUAUUCAUAAAUUUGGAAGUUCCCACACUGACGUCAUUGUUACAGAAAAUGAGUGCACAGCAAAGCGUUUUUUGACUGCUGUAGACAGUGCGUGCGUAUUCCACAACGUAUCAUCGCGUUUUGCUGAUGGCUUCCGCUUUGGGCUCGGCGCUGAAGUUGGUAUCUCCACGGCCAGAAUACACGCCAGAGGCCCCGUUGGAGUAGAAGGCCUUUUGACAACUAAAUGGAUUCUUGAAGGCACAGAUCACACGGCAGCCGAGUUCAACGAAGGAAAAAGGACUUGGCUCCACGAAACCUUGCCUGUCAAUUGA
Messenger RNA from Arctia plantaginis, 2352 nucleotides. The record is from the annotation of a GenBank genome assembly. Lineage: Eukaryota; Metazoa; Arthropoda; Insecta; Lepidoptera; Erebidae.